GUCGCGCCGCCGAAAGGGCACGAAGUCCCAGAGAUCUCGUCGGUGGAACGUCGCACGCACAUGGAGUGGACCGCCCGCGACGAAACUCUCUUGCGGCAAUGCGUGUUUGAGUGCGCGUAUGAUUUUGACGCGGCGGCCACGGUAUUCCUCCAGCGCAUACCAAAGCAACGCAAGCUCUCGUUGGGCGAGCACGCCAUCACUCCACGUGUGAUCGAGCUCAAGUAUAUGGAGCUCAGCGAGCUCGAAGAAGGCGACCAAGAAGACAACGACGGUAGAGUUGUAGAAGUUCAACCAGUGGAGGGCUUGAAAGGCGCGAGUACAAGUGACGAUGCUACACUUGUCGUCGUUGCGUCCUCCGACUUGCCAGUGUUAGAGCUGCCGCUCUCCGAGUUUGACGUCGACUUGAUGCUUCAGGACAUCCCGACGGAUUCGUUACCCCGAGACAGCGAAAUGCAAUGGGUGCUUUCAUAUUUGGAAGAUCCAACGAAUUCCGUGGACGAGGCAGUGUACAACCCGAGUCAACUGGGCAUCGAGGUUGGCAGGUACUCUGGCUGCGACCUCCUGGCUCAAUUGGACUUGGCGUUCCAAGCUAGCCGAGAACGGAGCUGCGGCAAUCGCAGCGUCGACAAUUUGCUAGCGCCUCACAUUCUGUCGCUGGCGAAGGAAGAUGAAGGGGGCACUCGUGAACCAUCCAAAGUUGCCGCCACUGACGACAAUGACAUCCCAGACUUGGUUGCGCUGUCACCAGUGCAAACUAUCAUGGCAAGUGGCACAGGCAUAGCAUCAAGUCGACCACUUCCUCUUUCCGCUCGUGCGCCAUUGAGCCAUGGUUCAUUAACUGAUCUACCAGCUGCCCCAUCAACGCCGCCUCCCUCAUACCCUAUCGAUGAAGAUGUUGAUGUGGAGCAAAGUGAAGACGGCGCCUCGGACACGUCGUCAGACGCAGAGGACUGGAACUCUGCGCGGCGGUUGCUGAAAGAUCGCACGACCGUACUCCCUCCGCAGCAACCAUCGCCACUCCAGUGUGAUGAAGCAUGGCGCAGCGAAGAUGACGAUAAAGAUGACAGCGUUGAUGGAGGAGAUGCGACCGAAGCAAUGGAGCGUCAGCUUAUGAAGUUGUGGAAGCGAGAUGUGGAGCUCCAGGAGCAAGAGUUUCUCGGGACUCACUCCCGCGAUGCCGCGGAGACAGCCCGCUUCAUUCGAGAGGAAAUGCAGGCGCUGCUGCACGUGGCUGCUCCAAGUGGAUCGAACGUUCCACCUCGACGCCAAGAGGACGAUGGCGAUCAGCGCCAGUUUUUGGGCUACAAAAACCCGUACGCACUCGACGAACGCGAAGUGUCCUCAGACAACCCACCGAUCGAAGCAACUGCUCUCGACAUCGUGCGAUCCCAUCAAGAACGCCGGGAAAGGGCCUCCACUUCAAUUCCUGCGGCUCCAUGCACCAAACCGUCGACCGCAGAUUCGCCUCAACGGGCAGUCGUCCCAGUGCCUCGCAAGAGGGGAACGAUAGCACCGCCGGAGAUAGUGGCAGACACCAUCGCAGACCUUGUGGAAGAGAGCAUCCUGGCUUCCGUCGACGAACUCUCUGAGGCUUUGUACCACCGCCAGCUGUCGCAGUCACUGCAUGUGCCGACCUUGCCACGCUCGUAUUGGCAGCGCCUCUUUACUUACGGCACUGCCGACUGCGAGGAUGACUCCGAGCUCUUGGACGACGUGCAUGUGCUGGCCUUGCAAGGCGCCGAUUCGACAGACGAUGCAUUUGGUACGAUAGUUCAGCUCUUUUGCCAACUCCAGCACGAGCCAUCAUCCCCUUGUACGCUCCUGGGCCUUCAAUACACCGUCGUCCUGCCGGGACAGGUGUCGCUGCAGUCGCCCCCUCAAGGCCACCCUGACGCCAUUCCCGUCUUGUUCAUCGCGCUUCAAUGUGAGUCCGCGUACAUCGAUGCAAUUCUUCACUCCCCUAUGGAGUCCUUCUUACCUGGAAACGAGAAAGCUUUGGGCGAUUACCUUGUCCGCGUGCCUUUUGUGACGCCUUCGCCGUCUGCCACAAGCACAGCUUUGCUCGUGCACCCGAUUCACCUCUUCACUCGCCUCCCAACGUUCCAAGUCUUCCACAACCAUCUUCCCCACCGCCACUAUAACGCCACAACGGUCGUAGUCCUGCGCGACCCAGCGGCGCAUGUCCUCGACGUACUCUACCGCACGCGGCCCCUUCUCGACGUCGUCGGUCUCAAGCUGUGUUUCGACGCGACAUUCGAGCCACACGUGGUCGUGUCGCCCGACGUUGCCACCGCAACGUGCCUCGUCGCCAUGGCGUUCCGUGGCAUCGACGCAACUACUGUCGUCCGCGACGUGCUCCAUGACGUGCCGAAAACUCACGUAUAUCUUCCUCAUGGCGCCCUGCAAGCCCACCGCGACGUAGUUCACUGGUUUGGCGGCCGCGUGAACUCCGUCAUCACCAAUUCGUCGUCGGAGCUGCUGCCGCGCGCACGCCCAGUCUACGGAGUCGUCCUCAAGCCAGAUCAAGUCGUGGCGAUGCAUGUGUCUGUGACAUCGCCGAACGUGCUAGGUCGCGUCCUGUCGGCCGUCGCUUCCGCUGGGUACGAGCUCCUUGGCCUCAACCUAAUCCACGGCCACGACGAUGCCGCGUGCCACGUGCAGCUCACCAUGCUCAAGGAAAAUGGAGCGAAUGUGCAUCGUCUGGCCCAUCUGCAGUCUACCGUAGUCGACAUAGACGACGUGAUAGCGACAAACGUGGCGCCCCAAGCUAGUGAAUUCAGCCACGGCGAGUUGGAGCCAGCAACUCAACCUGGCACCCUUCCUCCACUCUUCGUCGAUUACGAUCGGGAGCAGACUCUGUUGGCCGUACUCAUGCCGAUCGGAGACAACCACGCGAGGGAGACCGCGGCGGGUAGCUGCGUUGGAGUAGCAAUGGAGCACCUGCUCGGCGCUUGCGCUUCCGACCAACUCGUUGGCGUGAAAGUCAUCCAUCCCAGAGCCGUGGACGCCGUUUGCGACACCUUGAUGGCGUUGCAGUGCGUCGCAUUUGGACCUGCUGCAUCGACAUCGCUGCCACUUGCGCCGGCAGUCGUCGUGCUCUUUCGACACCUCGUCGAGGAUGGGCAAUUUCGAAAGUCCUUUCGCCGGUUGACCGCGACGCCAUCCAUCGUGCGACUGUACACCGACCCUGCCAUCGUCCGAGCGCUCCUCCCGGUGCUCUUUGAACGGUCCGAGUACGCUGCUCCGCGGCGGCUGUCUCCAAGGGACUUGUGUUUUCCUCCAACACCACGCACCGAUGCAGACGCUUUUGCUGGCCUGUUCCAAACCGCCCCGUCCACGUCGUAUUCGUCCGUGCUGGUCAUUAAACCAGACGAUCCUCUUGGAGUGCUUCCCGUGGUACUGCGACGCCUCGCCAGGGAUGGAUUUGAAAUUGUAUUCAUGCACAUGACGCUCUUGCCAUCGUCCUCGCCGCCUGCAGUUGGCAACCUCUACGUUUCCGACUCGCAGCGCCUUCACAUGGCGUCCCAACCAUCGAUAUUGCUCGUCGUGCGGCGCAUCAACUGCAUUGCCCGUCUCCAUGCGCUAGUUGGUCCGUCUGACCCGGACACGGCGCGCCAAGACGCGAGGUUCACCCUCGUCGCUGGCUACGGCAUCGACCACGUCCGGAAUGGCUUCUAUACGUCACCAACGUAUGCCCAAGCGCGAUGGGACCUCCACAGUGUUUAUGGCGUCAGAAGCGAUGACGAUUACAACAGGCUUGCUCGUCGGGCACCUUCUGCCGCCAUCUCCGCGCCGUUCAUGCACACGUCGCCACCGCUCGAACCAACAACUUUCACGGCGACUCCCCGCACGCUUGUCGAAACAACGCUGCUCAUCGUGGGGGGGGCGGCUGUUCACGCUGCAAGCGAGCUUGUGGCGUCCCUUGCCAUGGAUGGAGGCUUCCUGAUCGUCAACUUGGCUCAAGGGGGUCUCACACUCGAACAGAAGCUACACUGCGCUGGCCACUUUGCGUCGGACUUGCUCGACGGCCCGUGGCUCGUUUUGGCCCUCGAGCGAGACAAUGCCGUGUCACGGCUCGCAACGUACCUUCCCACGACAAGUGUCUACAACCCCGCGAGCCGUCAGUUGUUCCGGUGGUCCACGUCGGCGAAGGCGGCGCGCGCCGACUUGCCUUUGUUCUUUCACGUGUUGUAUGGGAGCGUUCACAGCCUCGAGCCAGGGCCUCCUCCUCCAGGACGACAUGUCGCCUUGCAUUAAACUUCGUCUCAGACGCGGUCCCUUUCAACGCAUGUGUGGCACGAGCCGACGUAUCUACGGAAGCGGUGACAGGUUGAGAUGCACAACGAAUGGAACGAAAAAACAUCCUAGUGUGCGCUGGCUGGCCCGCUUACGCCGUCGACGUGCCGGAUCAAGAUGGACAGUGCCCAUGCGCGGCUAGAACGCUGCGAGGCAUCUAGAUUGCGACGACGAAACAGAAUCUCGAUGUUCGUUGACAUAGGAGCCUUGUAAAUACCGUGGCUACGCACACGGAUUCGGCGGUGCUGUUUCAU
Molecule: messenger RNA, 4550 nt
Organism: Aphanomyces invadans
Lineage: Eukaryota; Oomycota; Saprolegniomycetes; Saprolegniales; Verrucalvaceae
Exons: 7
Coding region: 61-4257 (1398 amino acids)
Source: RefSeq, a predicted model, not a curated record